Messenger RNA from Kazachstania africana CBS 2517, 2139 nucleotides. RefSeq names its product Sag1p (gene SAG1). NCBI's taxonomy places the organism in Eukaryota, Fungi, Ascomycota, Saccharomycetes, Saccharomycetales, Saccharomycetaceae. Gene Ontology annotation, biological process: flocculation. The coding region runs from base 1 to 2139 and encodes 712 amino acids. The record is from RefSeq and is a predicted model, not a curated record. Gene Ontology annotation, cellular component: fungal-type cell wall. The transcript has a single exon.
AUGAUUGGAAAAAAGAUAUUGCAACUAUUUUAUAUUUCGUUCACAUUUCUAUUGAUUGUUAAAGCGACCGAAAUAUCUGACAUUACCUUUGCCAACCUUUCCGUUAUUGCAUUAUCUGAAGCCUAUCCACAUUUAGGUUGGGAAGCCAGUUUUGACUUUUCCAUUGAAGAUGCAUCCACAAUCAAGCAAGGUGACACAUUUACUUUAAAUUUGGAGCAUGUCUAUCGUUUAUUGUUGAAUGGUGAUAAUUCUAGUAACAUGACAAUUUCCCUAGAUGAUGGUACUGAUAUUUUUAACUGUUAUGUCGCACAACAAGCAGCUUAUCUAUACCCAAACACUAUCUUUGUUUGUGAAGCCAUAGGUAAUUUUUCUGCAUAUUCACUUAUUACAGGCAAUAUUACUUUCGGAUUAACCUUCAGUUCAGGUGAUUCUGCCUACGAAUAUGAGCUGGAAGGUGCAAAUUAUUAUGAGAAUGGUACAACUACCGUAAGUUUUGGGGAUCAGAUGUCUACCGAUAUUAUUUUUGAUUCUUCUUCCUUCGAUAUGGACUUUUAUUUUAUAAGCCGUACUACAUCCUAUGACAGUAUUGAGGUUUAUUACUUGGGUAUGAAUUGUCCAAGUGGUCAUCUAGUAGGAGGCACUGAAACUAUAGAUUUCGAUAGCACCGACGAAGGUUUAGAUAUUGACUGUUCUUCAGUACAAGUUUACGUGUCUAACGAAUUUAACGAUUGGUGGUUACCAAAAAGUUAUAACGAGACUGACGCAGAUACUCUCUGUUUUGAUGAUACCUUAAUGAUUUCUGUAGGGGAAUCCAAACCUGAAGAUAUGUUAUUUGUUAAUGUUCUUCAAACAAUCACCAGUGGUGCUACUACAGUAUUGCAUGAUAUCAAUAUGCAAUACACUUGUAUGGAUACAACUUAUAACACCACUUACGUCACCUCUAUCUCUACGUAUAAUAUGCUAAGUAUUAAGCAAGGCUACCAGGCUGCAGCUGCAGCUGCUAGGAAUAUUGCUAUAGAAACUUCUAGUAUUCCUAUCACAUCUACUACCACCACUGGGUGGACUGGAUCAUACACUACUACCUACUCUACCGAAUCCACCUUCGUAACUGGCAGUAACAGUGAAACUACCCCAGAAAUUGUCUACCACGUUGAAACUCCAAGCACUGAAUUAGUUUCUACUACCACCACUGGCUGGACUGGAUCAUACACUACUACCUACUCUACCGAAUCUACUUUCGUAACUGGCAGUAACAGUGAAACUACUCCAGAAAUUGUCUACCACGUUGAAACUCCAAGCACUGAAUUAGUUUCUACUACCACCACUGGCUGGACUGGAUCAUACACUACUACCUACUCUACCGAAUCUACUUUCGUAACUGGCAGUAACAGUGAGACUACUCCAGAAAUUGUCUAUCACGUUGAAACUCCAAGCACUGAAUUAGUUUCUACUACCACCACUGGCUGGACUGGAUCAUACACUACUACCUACUCUACCGAAUCUACUUUCGUAACUGGCAGUAACAGUGAAACUACCCCAGAAAUUGUUUAUCACGUUGAAACUCCAAGUACUUCUAUGGUUUCCUCUACUUCAAGCAGUUCAAUUAAUACAACCACUCUAUCUACUGUAUUAUCAUUGCCAAGCUCUUCUUCUAUUACAAUCACCAGCUCAAAUAGGACAUCAAGUGUUUUAACUAGUACUCCAGGCACGAGCAUCAUCUCCACUAUUUCAAACUCACUAAGUACCGUAUCUUCUUCAAAGAGCUCGAGUAUUGUAACCCCUCCAUCAUCUAUCAAAUCUGACAAAACAACAUCAAGUACCAUAGUGCCACCUGUUAUUGUAACAUCUAAUGAUGUAACCACAAGCACCGAGACAGUAACCACUGAAUCAAUAACAUCUUCAACUACAACUCUCUCGAGCGGAGCAAGCAGCUCAGUACCUCCAGUCUCUACGGGAGAUAUUGUUUCUACAACUACUAAAUCUACCAAGAACUCAACUACCUCUACAUCAUCCCUCUUUUCACGUUCACAAAUAACAAGUGAGUCCACUUACGUUGUUCAAUCGUCAACGUCCUCAACUAGCGUCCCGCAAGUCACCCAAUAUGUGGGCACCGGUAACACAAAAAAACAAACGGGAUAA